GUGUGAUGUCCUUGGUGAUAACUGAGUCUGCCUUGGGGUGGCCCAUCCGGGUAAACACCAGAAGGGUACCAGUUUGUGCUGCACGUAGCUUGCCUUGUUUUGGGUACUAGGAGACGUCUUGUGUACAGUGUGUAUACUGUAUAUACAAUGGGACUGGGAAUUCAUGAAUGGGAGGAGUGUUGAAGACCGGACUGCCAGAUGAGGUUAACCAUUCACCCUAUCUUUGGUCUGUGGAGGGGUUAAUACGUUUCUCCACCCUAAAACAGGCUGUUCUGAAAAAGCCAAGCCCACCUGCUGUGGUCAGAGUGAGAUGGAGCUGGUGGUAGAAUAUAAAAGCCCACAACAAGAAGUCCUGUGGCUGAUCCUCUCAGACACUAUUCAGGGGACUGAUACACAACUGCUAACAGAAUGGCACAUGCAUGGGGAUAUGGACCUGAAAACGGACCAAACACCUGGCAUCAAAGCUUUCCAAUUGCUCAGGGAGACCAACAGUCCCCAAUUGAUAUUAGAACAAAAGAGGCAAAAUAUGACCCAUCUCUGAAGCCUUUGAGUAUUAGUUAUGAUCCAUCAACAGCAAAAUUUAUUGUAAACAAUGGACAUGCCUUCAACGUGGAGUUUGAUGAUUCAGAAGACAAAUCAGUUCUAAGAGGUGGAGCACUUACAGGGACGUACAGAUUGAAGCAGUUCCACUUUCACUGGGGAUCUUGCGAUGACCAUGGCUCUGAGCACACUGUGGAUGGCGUAGAAUAUGCUGCAGAGCUUCACUUGGUUCACUGGAACACUAAGUAUGCCAACUUUGGGCAAGCUGUGAAACACUGUGAUGGACUUGCUGUUGUUGGUGUUUUCUUGCAGGUAGGGGAACAAAGACCUGGGCUGCAGAAACUGGUUGAUGCAAUAAAACACAUUCCAAAUAAGGGAAUGGAGAGAACCUUCACCAAUUUUGAUCCAUCGGGAUUACUUCCAAAAUCGCUGGAUUUCUGGACCUAUCAAGGAUCUCUGACCACUCCACCCCUGCUUCAGUGUGUCACAUGGAAUGUUCUGAGAGAACCUAUUAGUGUGAGCCAGGAGCAGAUAUCAGUGCUUCGUGGACUUUUCUUCAAUAAUGAAAAUGAUACGCCCUGCCAUAUGAUGGACAACUACCGCUCACCUCAGCCAAUAAAAGGACGAGAAGUUAGAGCUUCAUUCCAUUAGGACUCUCGUUUAUAGACCUUAGCACUGCUAUGAUCAUGUUUGGAAGCUGCAAUAUAUCUGAUUGUUGUCUGCACUGACAUCUCUUCUCUAAUCUUUUGCUCUGUGAUUCCUGAAAUAAUGAAAAUGUGAAAGUCUAUUUACAGAGGCAGUUUAUUUUACGCUUGACAACUAUUAGUCAAUAAAUUAAUGCUGCAUUGCUAUUAUAAAAAGGAAUGAAAAAAAAGCCAUUUUAAUAUAUAAUUGUGCGGUAGAAUUAUCUCUGGAAAAAAAACUUGAAUUAAGUACAUAUAGUGAUAUGUAUUAAUAAAUGUGAACUUAAAGUACUUUUUAAAUUAUACAAAGUUAUAUUUAAUAGUAAAAUAUUUGAUUUUAGCUGAAAUGUGUAUAUAUUUUAAAUUUAUAUGAAAAAGUAUAUAUUACAAUGUCUUAAUAAUGCUGACAUUUGCACAGUCUUACGCUUAUUAUAGGGUAAAAAAAUAAAUAUAUAUGAAAUUAACAUUGUAUUUUGGAUACCAUAAUAAAAUUCUGCUAUGUCAAUAGUG
This is a messenger RNA of Bombina bombina (fire-bellied toad), 1733 nucleotides long. It is a transcript of the gene CA2, whose product is annotated as carbonic anhydrase 2. The record is from RefSeq and is a predicted model, not a curated record. NCBI's taxonomy places the organism in Eukaryota, Metazoa, Chordata, Amphibia, Anura, Bombinatoridae. The coding region runs from base 409 to 1191 and encodes 260 amino acids. Gene Ontology annotation, molecular function: zinc ion binding; carbonate dehydratase activity. The transcript has 7 exons. Gene Ontology annotation, cellular component: cytoplasm.